Messenger RNA from Onychomys torridus (southern grasshopper mouse), 1431 nucleotides. RefSeq names its product coiled-coil domain containing 34 (gene Ccdc34). The coding region runs from base 65 to 1168 and encodes 367 amino acids. The record is from RefSeq and is a predicted model, not a curated record. Lineage: Eukaryota; Metazoa; Chordata; Mammalia; Rodentia; Cricetidae. The transcript has 6 exons.
CGCGGCGCCUGCUGGGAGAAGGCGCCUCCGGCCCUGCUGGGGCCGUUUGAACUUGGCGGUCCCCAUGCAGGCGGCCGGGCCAUGGCGGGCCGUCUCUCCCGUUCCGUGCACCCGCUUCGUGGCCCGCUGCAGGCCGGGCCCCCGACCUUCCUCGAGCUUUGUCACCGACCUCAUAGCGGACUCCCAGGGCCCGGGGCUGGAGGAGGUGGUGGUGACUGAGUGCUUGUCGCCGCUGCCUCUGAGCUGCAGCAACUCCACCCUGUCCCUGUUGUCUCCCCUGGGCCACCAGAGCUUUCCGUUUGGCGAGGAUGACAGUGAAGGGGAGGGUGAAGAGGCAGUGGACGAAGAUGCCCGUGAGUCAGAGGCCAAGGUGGAGAGCCUGGAAGGAACGGAGUUACUGGGCCACUCCAGCUGUGAAGUUGAGUCACAGGAUAAACAAGAACAGAAGCAGGUGCCAUUACGGGAAGACAGCCUGACACCAUGGGAGAUGUGGUUUGUUGGCAAAGAAAAAGAAGAGCGUGGCCGGCUACAACAGAAAGUUCUAGAGGAAUUAAAUCAACAAAUAGAAAAAACAAAAGAAAUGAAAGAGCGUGAAAAAAGAAAGAUAAUUGCUGAAGAAAAGCACAAGGAAUGGGUUCAGAAGAAAAAUGAACAGGAAAGGAAAGAAAGGGAACAAAAAAUUAAUAAAAAAAUGGAAGAGAAAGCAGCAAAGAAACUGGAAAAAGAACAUUUGCAAGAAAAAGCGAAAGCAAAAUAUCAAGAAUGGUUGAAGAAAAAAAAUGCUGAAGAAUGUGAGAAAAAGAAAAAAGAGAAGGAAAAAGAAAAGCAACGGCAAGCAGAAUUACAAGAGAAAAAGGAAAUAGCAGAAAAGAAGUUUAAGGAAUGGUUGGAAAAUGCAAAAAAUAAACCUCGUCCAGCUGCAAAGAGCUAUGGUUACGCCAGUGGGAAGCUCACAGGUUUUUACAGUGGAAAUUCCUACCCAGAACCAACUUUUUAUAACCCAAUUCCAUGGAAGCCAAUUCAUAUGCCCCCUCCAAAAGAAGCUAAGAGUGAAUCAGGAAAGAAGAAUAAACGACCUGUGACGAGCCAGCCACUCACAUCAUCUCUGGCAGUUCAUAAAGCCAAGAACAACCUUUGCCUUGGCACUCUGUGCCGAAUACAGAGAUAGAGCAUGUGGACAUAUCAUAGCUUUCUAACUAGAGCUUCUUAAGCUUACUCAGAAUAGUUUUUUCUUAACACUUCUCAAUCAGUAAGUCAACAUUUGAUGUUAUAACUGACAGGUACCAAAUUUUUAAUUUGUAUAUGGAAUCCUUAGAGCUAAAGAUAGCUUUUACAUUUUUGUUUUUAUAAACUUACAGUUGAUCUAAUGAUUGUAUUUUAGUUUUUAUUAAAACUAAUUAUUAUAUCAAUAAACCAACAAUUUUUCUUGUG